UAUUUGGAAAAGGUUAUUCAGCCUUGCAGCCAAAUAUUUUCUAUAAUGCAUUUUGAUAGUGCUAUUAUCACUUAAUAGCAAUAUAUUUCACAGGUACUUUCUGAUAGCCAGCAAACCAUAAAAUACUCCUUCUUGAAUAAUUGCAACAAUUUCACUUUUCCCAGAUUUUUAAUGUAUUUUAAAUAUUUCAAAGACGUUCCAGUUGGAUAAUCUUCUAAAUUAGUUCACUACUCAUUUUUGUAUGGAGGUUAGUCCAACCACAGGUGGCUUGUAGAAGCAUUGUUACAAAGUGUACUCAUAUAUGCAGAACUUCUGAGAUAAGGCAGGAUAUAUCAGUCCCUUGUAAAUGGUUAAUGCCUCUGGCCUGUUAGUAAGGGAAUCCUUGUGAUUUACUACAUCCUUGUUUCCAGUUGUAGUUACCCUUCCAAACAAAAUUAAACUAUGUCUUUCUUUGCACAAAUAGUGGCUUUAAAAUGCAAGGAUUUAGACCAUUUUGCCAUAUAAAAUAAUUUGCUAGCUAUUUUGUGUCAAAGCUCUGACUUAAAAGGAGAGGACACCGUGUUCAGUACAGUUCAGUACUAUACACCAGCCUAAUGUGUGUCCUCUAGUAUUUUACUGAAAUCACAGACAUGAUUACAGAGGACAUGUUGUAGGUCUGUGAUUUCUCUCAUCAGAUUGUGUUUUUUACAUUUUCUUUACAGCAGCAAAUCUGUUUAGGACACUUUAUAAGUUUCCUAAACUAUUAAAUCAUGACAUUUUUAUGCUAAAAUGUCAUGAUUUAAUAGUUGCAAUUUUGCAUAUUUAAUGUCACAUUUUUACAACAUUUUGAUUUACAGGGAUAAAAAUUUGGAUUUUUGCUGCCCACAGUGCAUGAUCUUUGAAAGUUCUCUAUGUACUUUCUCAAGUCUAUUAAUAUUAAGAAACAAAGGCAUGAUGUUCAUGUCCAAUGCCAAUACACAAAAUAGAUUUAAAAAAUAUUAUUACUAGAAAUAGUCAUAUUUUUUUCUCAUCUUUCUUAUAAAUAUUUUCCUAAAACUAGUAGAGCUGCUUCAGCAUGAUUUUUCAGCCCAAACUAGAAGCUAAGCUUGCUUGUGUUAUGAGAUAACCUGGACCUGCAGUUUUUUUUCAGAUUCAUCAUCUUCUGACCACAUUGGUGGAAUGUGGAGGGGGUUUGACACUGCAUAGAAGAUGAUCAUGUCUUACAGGAACUGGCUGCAAGUUUUCAGCACUUUGAAACUGCUUCAUCAGCCACAAGCUCAAACUGUGACCGGACAAGAGUUCCCUCACUGUCUGUUUUUGAUACAGUCAAGAGAAAGAAGAUUGGAGUGGAGAGAAUACAGUGGUGUGGGGUGUUCUCCUUCUGGCAAUACCAGCACCAAGAAGAACUGCUCAAGAAGUAGAGGAAUAGAUCUUAGUCAUCUGGAUUCAAGAAGAACUAUGUCUCUUCCCCGACAGCUGCGAGACAAGAGUGAUUUUGACCAGCUUCCAGAUGAUGUACCUGUUUCAGCUAAUAUUGCAGAUAUAGAAGAGAAGAAAGGCUUUACUAAUUACUAUAUGUUUGUCAUUGAAGUAAAGCUUAAAGGUGGUGGCAGAUACCUGAUUUUCCGGCGCUAUCGUGAGUUCUAUGCCCUGCACACCAAACUAGAGCAGAGAUAUGGGCCAGAGAGCAAUAACAGCCCAUUUACCUGCACACUCCCUGUACUGCCAGGAAAAGUUUUUGUUGGUGCCAAAAAGGAAAUUGCUGAGAACAGGAUUCCUAUCCUAAAUGUCUACAUGAAGAACCUGCUCUGCCUCCCUGCUUGGGUGUUGAUGGAUGAGGACGUUCGGCUGUUCUUCUACCACUCAACCUUUGAUGGUGAGCAGGUGCCUCACAGACUGAGACGGCUUCGCCCACGGACACGCCGAGUUAAGAGCAUUUCAGAUCAAGUGCCUGUUUUUGACCGCACUGCAGCUCCACGGGCUGAGGCGCUAUUUGAUUUUCCUGGAACCAAUAAACUGGAACUCAGAUUCAAGAAGGGAGAUUUGAUCUAUCUACUCAGCAAAGUAAACAAAGACUGGUUGGAGGGAACUGCUGAUGGUGCCACUGGGAUUUUCCCAUGUGCUUUUGUGAAGAUCAUAAAAGAUUUACCACAGCAGGAAGACACAGUUAAUAAAGUUCGCUGUUAUUACUAUGAUGAGACUGUGAGCACCAUCAGGCAGGAGUUUAACCAAGAUGACAUUGUUUUGAAUUACCGGGACCCUGAUGGUGAUCUGAUCCGCUUGCUCUCUGACCAGGAUGUUGAACUCAUGGUGUCUCAGAGCAGAGGAAGUCCCUCUGAGAAGCACUUUUUCCCUUGGAAGUUGCACAUCACUCACAAAGAUGACUUGGGUGUCUACAACACUAGUCCAGGAACAGGUGCUACUCAAACAGUAGGAGCAAUGUAAGUGUUAUAUAGAUCUCUAUAUAGAGAUCCCUCUCUGCAGGCAGUUUCCUUCAACAUGUCUUUGAAGUGUCCUUGAAAUGAGUAAUUUUUAGUGAUAUAUUACCUUUCAGUGUAAAAUCUGUACUUAGUUAACUUCAGCUUUUUAGCACACAUCUGCAAUACAGACAUCUACACAGAGACAAGAGAAAGUGAGGAAUAGAGAAAUAAAAUCACAGGCCAUGUUUACAAAGCAAGUCAGUGUUAGCCUGCAAUAGAUGUCUCCUGAGCCCUUAGACCUGCUCUCGUUUCUGUUCUCAUUCCCAAGGCUAGUUAUUUGUCCAGAAUGUCUUCAUAAGCUUUUGUUUUUCCUCUAGACUCCCAUAAAUUUCUCUUCAUUUGCUGAUCUGAAGGUUUGUGGGCCAUUGUGUAAUUAUUUCUCUCAUGUUGGAGUCUGACUGGGCAUUCAGAGUUUGUCCUUGGAGCAUCAAGAAAACUUUUUUUUAUUUCAGUGAAGAAAUUGCAGCCCAUCUUAGCUUUCUUCUUUUCCACUGACCAGUAUAUUGAAUUCUGUGACUCAAACCUAGUACGGCUGUGGUGUUCCUUAUAGACCUUUGUAUAAUUGUACAAGCUACUUAUUUUCAUGUUCUGGGAAAAUGUGUAGGAUAUCUACUCAAACAGCAGUUUCUUCUCUAUCUUCUGCUUUCUGACACUGCAUUUAAACGUAGAACUAACAAAAAUUACUGUAUCAGAUUCUUCAACAAAUAAAGCUAAAUAUUAGUUCAUAAA
Molecule: messenger RNA, 3188 nt
Organism: Taeniopygia guttata (zebra finch)
Lineage: Eukaryota; Metazoa; Chordata; Aves; Passeriformes; Estrildidae
Source: RefSeq, a predicted model, not a curated record